Molecule: messenger RNA, 1951 nt
Organism: Monosiga brevicollis MX1
Lineage: Eukaryota; Choanoflagellata; Craspedida; Salpingoecidae
Exons: 1
Coding region: 1-1752 (583 amino acids)
Source: RefSeq, a predicted model, not a curated record
AUGCCGCCGCCGAGGACGGAGUUGACGAACGCGACGCUGAAUGCCACGACAACAGCAGCCGACGGCCUGACAGCCGUGUCUACCAGCGAGAACAAGGAGCAUCAAACGGGUGGACUGCCGACGGCGGUCAGUACACCGGGUGACGCCGCUGAAAGCACGGCAGCCACCACCGAAGCGUCUGGGAACCACUCGGCAGUGCGACGCAGCACAGAUGAGGAUGGUGUUCCAUCGACCACCAGCCUGUACAUUGAGGUCAUGACCGAGUACUUGACGGCGGUGGCCACCGAGGCCGGACUGGGACCGCGCGAGUUUGUGCAUUUUGACGUGUGGACAGACAAUUACUUGCCGCUGGACGAGACGCUGGAGGCGGGGGAUUCGAUUGUGGUACGCAUUUUGUUUGGCUCGGUGGAGGACUACGCGGCGUUUAUGCGGGUGGUGGUGAAGGACAACGUGACACGGGCGGAGGGACUGCCCAUGUUGGCACGGUGUCCGUAUCCGUCCUCCUUUAUGGUGCUUGAGAGCUCUGAAGAUGCGGGGACUGCAGGUCCCAAUGCGACGGAAUGGACGACGGGCUCGCCGCUGGAGGAUGGCACCAAUGAUGGCACCAAUCAGACGACCAUGGCACCGACGAGCACGACGUGGCAGGCGCUUUCGACGACCGAGGUGGUCUGCGGGGUGCGGCGUGAGUGCAAUGUGAGUACGGGCGAGGAGUACGUGGUGACGGACGGAAGUCCCUUGGUGGAUCGCCAGUGUGCGCCGGUGACGGUGUGUGGUGGCGGCGAGGUGGAGGUGUCGGCACCUAGCCGAUAUGCUGACCGUGUGUGUGUGGCCACGACGCCCGAGCCGACGGUUGGACCAGCGGACGUGGGUCGUAGCGGGACGAGCGCACAAGGGGGGGCGCUCACGAUUGCCGGGGUGGCAGCGGCGCUGCUUAUUCUGGUGGCGCUGGUUGUUUUGAUUGUGGUGAUGCGGCGUCAGAGACGCUCUGAGGGCCCGGGCGGGCUCAAGGCCGAGCACGCGACGCGUCUGCAGUCGUUUGAGAACCCCAUGUAUGAGCAGCGAGAGGUGGUCAAUCCCAUCUUUGAUGCGCCGGAGGACCUGUAUGCCGAUGUGUUUGAUUUGCCGGGGGCUUUGGCGCACGAUGAUGCGCAGGGGCACUACUUUGAUCUGGAUGCAUAUGCCGGCCGGCCGACGCUACACAAUCCGCUCUAUGAGGCUGGGCCGGAGGAUGCAGAUGGGGGGGAUGAAUCGGGCUACCUGAUGGUCAACGAUGAGCCGGAACAUGGCUUUGCCGCUGAAGACGGGGAGAGUGAGCCCGACUAUGACGAGCCGACAACGGUACAAUCCCGGCUCGCCCGGUUUGAGAAGCCCGGACACGGGGCGGCAUCGGAUGGCGAGUACCUGAGCGUGAGCAACGUGGCUCGGGCUCCAGGAGCCUGGGAUGCGCCUGCGGCCCCAUCUGGGGUUGUGCGCGGUGAUUCCGAGUACCUGGAUGUGACGGGAAGCGUUGGGGACGAUUUUGAGGAGGAUGCCUGGUCGCUGGGGAGCGGCGGGGAGCGACAGGGCGAUGACUAUAUGCAAGUUGAUGCCGAGCCGUCAGCGGACCUUGUGGCGCAUGAGCAAUUGAUGUCCCAGCUGUAUGGGGCCUCGGACGUUGCCGGAGAGGCGGACACGCACUAUGCAGAAGUUGCCGCCGUUAACGACGACACCUACGAGACGAUGGAGAAUAUUUUUGGCCCCGGCGCGCGUUGAGCGUGCCCCGGCUUGAGUGUCGCUGCUGCCUCCGAACAAUUCAAGAGGUCCCGCGACGUGGGGCUGUGCGUUUGUGUUCUUUGCAUGUGUAUGUGCUUCUAAGAAUCCCGUUCCUUGCCCAGCCGUUGCCCUUUGCUUCUAUCGGUGCACAAGCCAUCAUUGUAUCUGUCACGAUCGUCGAUGGUACCUCCCCCGCUUU